UUUCCCGUGAUCAGCAUCUCCAUUCCUCUCUCUUCCCGUGACCACAACCCCCCCUAAAAUCCUUGCUUUAACGAAAUUCUUCCUGACAAUCUUUGUCUCUUCUGAAUCUUCUCCCAUACCUUCAUCCUACUCAUUUCCCAUUUCCCAUUUCCCCCCACUCAAUCAAAUUACUCCUAUAAUUAAUUAUGAUUCAACAUUUCCAACCACAAAUCCCUAAUUUUAAAGCAAUCCACCCUAUUCCCAUUCACAUUUCCAUUAUCUUUCCCUCUUUCAUUUAACAUCCCUUCCCAAUUUGUCAUUUUCUUGCUCAAAUCCCACCAUUAUGACAACCACUUUUUACUAUUCUAACCAAAAUUUUAUAAAUAACUACCCAAUUUUCAUAUCUUAUCCCCAAUUUAAACCCCAAAUUCACAAAAACAAACUUUUCGUCCUCAUUAUUUCCAUGGCUUCCUCUUUCUUUUUCCUUUAUUUUCUCCUCUUUUUUUCUUUAUCCUCCAUUUCUUCCUCCCAUGGAAGAAGCUCCGUUGUUUUUAGCAAACAGCGUUCUAUGGCUGCUAUUCGACUUGCGUGUAAGGCAACCCGUUUUCCUGAUGCGUGUCAGGCUUCGUUAACGAGUCGGGUUUUACACGAUUCGAACCCGACUCCGGUUGAAGUUAUUGGGUCUGCCCUUAAUGUGUCGGCUCAGAAUCUUAAUAAGGGUCAGGCUAUGGUUCAGCAAAUUCUGGAAUCUUCUGCUCAUAAUCCCAACCGGUCACGUGCCGCGCAAACGUGUUUAGAGGUUUUGGGUUUUUCCGAGGCACGGACCUCACAGGCAGACGAUGCUAUGUCACGUGGUAACCUGAGGGAUGCACGUGCAUGGGCUAGCGCCGCCCUUUGCUACCAAUACGACUGUUGGUCAGGUCUAAAAUACGUCAAUGAUUCAGCAUUGGUGAAUUCAACGAUGUCAUAUUUCGACACAGUCUUAAUCACCUCCACUAGUAACGCACUCAGCAUGAUCCGUGCACUGGACGCAUUGGGUCCUGAUAUGAGUAAAUGGGGCCCUCCCCGAACUGAGCGAGACGGAUUUUGGGAGCCAAUUGUGGGUGCAAAUGGGUUUAGAUCCGCAAAAUUCAGGUCACUGGCGGGUUAUUUUGCAGACCCGGAUGUAACAGUGUGCAAAGGAGGAGGGUGUACGUACGAGAAGGUGCAGCUUGCGGUUGAUGGUGCGCCGGAGAAUUUGGGAGGAGGGAAGAAGUAUGUGAUUAAGAUUAUGGAAGGGGUUUAUGAUGAGAUAGUUAGGGUGCCAUUUAAUAAGAAGAAUUUGGUGUUUUUGGGUGAUGGUAUGGGUAAAACUGUCAUUACCGGAUCUCUAAACACUGGCUUAAUGGGGAUUACUACUUAUAAUACUGCUACUGUCGGGGUUCUUGGUGAUGGAUUCAUGGCCAGUGGCCUUACAAUUCAGAACACUGCAGGACCUGAUGCCCAUCAAGCAGUAGCCUUUCGGUCAGACAGCGACUUCUCCUAUAUCGAAAAUUGCGAGUUCCUUGGUAACCAGGACACCAUCUAUGUCCACUCCCUCCGGCAGCUCUUCAAGUCAUGCCACAUUGAAGGAAAUGUCGACUUUAUUUUUGGCAAUGCAGCCGCCAUCUUCCAAGACUGCACCAUCCUAGUUUGUCCCCGUCAACUCAAACCCGAGAGUGGUGAGACCAAUGCCAUUGCUGCACACGGGAGAACAGACCCGGCUCAGACCACAGGGUUUGCCUUUCUUGGCUGCCUCAUCAAUGGAACCGAUGAGUACAUGAGACUGUACUAUAACAAGCCUAGCAAGCACAAGAACUACUUAGGGAGGCCCUGGAAGAUGUAUUCUCGGACCGUUUACAUCAAUUGCACAAUGGAAGCUCUUAUCAACCCUAACGGUUGGCUUCCAUGGACCGGCGACUUCGCAUUGUCUACUCUGUAUUAUGGGGAGUUGGGGAAUUCCGGUCAAGGCGCUCUUUUGACGAACCGAGUCCCGUGGAGCAGCCGAAUUCCUACAGAGCACGUCUCGACUUUUUAUGCACAGAACUUUCUACAGGGUGAUGAGUGGAUCACAACUGCUUCAUGAAUUUUGUAAACUUCUAAAAUGCUAAUCAGUAUAGUCGAACGUUUGCAGAAAGAAUUUACUUGCACUUCUGAUCUCACACAUUGUUCGAAGGCCGAGAUAUCACAGUUUUUGAUAAGAUUAGACCCUUCUGGCUGCGGUAUUACUAUGCCUGUGUACAGAAAUUAGAAAAAUGAAAUGAAAAGUUGAGCUCAUAGACAUAUAAACCCAACUAUAUUGAUCUUCUGGCAUUUUGGGCGACGUAUCUGGAUUUUUCUGUGUUUAGUAUUUUCACCUAUCCAAUUUAAUAGUCUCAUUUAGUUUUUUUUUACA
Molecule: messenger RNA, 2392 nt
Organism: Amaranthus tricolor (Joseph's coat)
Lineage: Eukaryota; Viridiplantae; Streptophyta; Magnoliopsida; Caryophyllales; Amaranthaceae
Product: probable pectinesterase/pectinesterase inhibitor 51
Exons: 3
Coding region: 323-2083 (586 amino acids)
Biological process (GO): cell wall modification
Molecular function (GO): pectinesterase activity; pectinesterase inhibitor activity
Source: RefSeq, a predicted model, not a curated record